AUGGUGAAGUGCUUGGAGGAGAAUCCGAUGCGGGAAAUCCGCAUCGAGAAGCUCACGCUUAACAUUUGCGUUGGAGAGUCCGGUGACAGACUGACGCGCGCCGCUCGUGUGUUGGAGCAGUUGACAGGCCAGCGCCCGGUGCUAUCUCGCGCGCGCCUUACCAUCCGAUCAUUCAGCAUCCGCAGGAACGAAAAAAUCGCCUGCUAUGUCACGGUGCGUGGCAAGAAGGCGGAGGAGAUAUUGGAGAAGGGUCUGAAGGUUAAGGAGUAUGAGCUGACGAAAAAAAACUUUUCUGAUACGGGCAAUUUUGGAUUCGGUAUUCAGGAGCACAUUGACCUUGGAAUCAAGUACGAUCCGUCCACCGGGAUUUACGGAUUGGAUUUCUACGUGCACCUCUGCCGCCCGGGGCUGCGCGUGUCGAAGCGGAAGUGGGCCCGGGGACGGAUUGGCCACUCUCAUAAAGUGACUAAGGAGGACAGCAUGAGGUGGUUCCGGCAGAAAUACGAUGGCAUUGUCCUCAACCGCUAA
This is a messenger RNA of Cyclospora cayetanensis, 528 nucleotides long. RefSeq names its product 60S ribosomal protein L11-A. The record is from RefSeq and is a predicted model, not a curated record. Gene Ontology annotation, molecular function: RNA binding; structural constituent of ribosome. NCBI's taxonomy places the organism in Eukaryota, Apicomplexa, Conoidasida, Eucoccidiorida, Eimeriidae. Gene Ontology annotation, cellular component: ribosome; cytosolic large ribosomal subunit. Bases 1 to 528 code for a protein of 175 amino acids. Gene Ontology annotation, biological process: translation. The transcript is spliced from 3 exons.